UGUGAGGGCAGAGCCACUGCUCGGACCAGACGGCAGCGGUAUGGCGCUCCGGGGAGCCUGCCUGCUCCUCUGCCUCCUUUCCCUCGCCCAGGUCUCCGGUCAGCAGAACGGCAAAGCCCGGCAAAAACUGGCGGCUUCCAAGAAAGAUGGUGUGAGCCUCAAAAUGAUUGAAGACCUGAAGGCCAUGAUUGACAACAUCUCUCAGGAGGUUACUCUACUGAAGGAAAAACAAGCACUCCAGACAGUUUGCCUGAAAGGCACCAAAAUUCACCUAAAAUGCUUUCUGGCAUUUUCGGAGACCAAGACAUACCACGAGGCCAGCGAAAAUUGCAUCUCUCAGGGCGGCACGCUCAGCACGCCCCAGAACGGGGAGGAGAACGAUGCCCUCUACGACUACAUGCGCAAGAGCAUUGGCUCGGAGGCUGAGAUCUGGCUAGGCCUCAAUGACAUGGCUGCAGAGGGCAAGUGGGUCGACAUGACGGGCAGCCCCAUCCGCUACAAGAACUGGGAGACUGAAAUCACCACCCAGCCCGAUGGUGGCAAGCUGGAAAACUGUGCAGCUUUGUCGGGGACCGCCAUUGGCAAGUGGUUCGACAAGAGGUGCCGAGAGCAUCUGCCCUACGUCUGCCAGUUCAUGAUUGUGUAGCGGCGGGGCCUCCCCCCCUGCCCAGCCAGCCCGGAUCCCCACGCUGGGCAGCAGGAUGAUGGAGCUGUAGUUGUGUGUACACCUCCACGUACAUCUGCACACACACACACACGCACAUGUUCAGUCACCCUUUGCAAAGAGUCACCGUGGCUCAUUGUCGGGUUAUAGAGCUCUAGAGCAUUUCCUUUGGCCACAUCCAGCCCUAUUUGCAGCUGCACUGCUCUUCCUAAGGCAUGAUUUAUAGAUAUAAAUUUUUUUACACAAGGAAUUUAUUAGGGUAGCUCAGUUGUUCCAGCAAAGAACCAGUUCAGCAGUCCAGCCUGGCAUACAGCUGCCUCAGCUGCCCAGGGCUGUCACUCUGCAGCGUCCUUUCCCAGUUUACUGAGCUUCCUUGGGACACCAACAUAGGCAAUUUCUGCUUUCUUCUCGUCUUUUGCUUCCCCAUAAGUCCUGGAAGCAAUUUGUGAGGGUUCUGUGUUCCUCACAGUGUCUCAAUUCAGCCUUGUGAGGAUCAAGGUCCUGUCUCGAUGAGCAGAGGGAACUACCCCUGCUUUGUAUUGAGAGAUUCAAUUUGGCUUAUUUGGCAGGGUACCAGCUGCUCAAGGGGUUGUCCAACUAGUCAAAUUACGUGUAUGACUGAAUUAGCAAGUUACAGGCAUGUUUGGUGCUUUUUCUCACCAGCCAAAAGCCAGCUUCACUAACUUCAGUGGGAAAGCAAGACCCGCUGCCAGAUCCUUUGAAAAAAAUCCCAUCAAAAGUUUAUUUAUGCUGCGGUGUCAAGGGGAAAGCAGCGAAGACUUGGAGCAUAGUUAGUCAACAGUAUUACUAGAAAUAGGUGUGUGUAUUACAUAAAAACAUAAAUGUAAUACUCUUAGGGAGUAUGUUGCUAUAUAAAAAUAACUAUAUAUGGAAAAUAAGCCCCAGGACAACACAUUCCAGCAGCUUUAGGAAUGACCUGACCUGUUUAUAUGACUGGAAUCCAGAUGAACUAUUCCAGUCUUUGCUGGUUCUCAGCAAAUGUAAAUCUGCUGAGCACUGUUUGUGCCAAUAUUGUCAUGGCCAGCUGAAGGUCUGACCUCAGUGAUUUUUUACUGAGAAGUAAAAAGAAAAGAAAAGAAUAAACAGCAAUGGUGAGAAAGAAGUCCAUGUCACCCUGGCAGCUUAACAAAGCUUUGCUGUCUGUUGGCUGAAAGGUAUCAGUGGUUCUUUGCAGUCCAAUGCUUGGUAAUAACCCCUCCAGUUUGGGUCACCCACCCUGCGCUUCCAGGUUGUAGGUGUCAAGAUAGGAUCCUGCCCAUGGGACAGGUAUUCCAAUUUGCUGCUUUGUUUAAAAGGAGCAUGGUGGUAGAUCUUCCAAGACAUCUAGUCUGAGCCAAGCUGGAAACACACACAUGCACACAAAUGCAGAGUGCACGCUUCAGAGGUUGUCACUAUUGCCAAACUCUCCGCUGUUCAAAUGACUAUAAAAUAAAAAUAUCUCUAUAGCUUGCUGAAGGAA
Sturnus vulgaris (Common starling) is the source of this 2144-nucleotide messenger RNA. RefSeq names its product C-type lectin domain family 3 member B (gene CLEC3B). Gene Ontology annotation, biological process: bone mineralization; ossification. The record is from RefSeq and is a predicted model, not a curated record. Lineage: Eukaryota; Metazoa; Chordata; Aves; Passeriformes; Sturnidae.